This is a messenger RNA of Monosiga brevicollis MX1, 2847 nucleotides long. RefSeq lists its product as uncharacterized. The coding region runs from base 1 to 2847 and encodes 948 amino acids. Lineage: Eukaryota; Choanoflagellata; Craspedida; Salpingoecidae. The transcript has 25 exons. The record is from RefSeq and is a predicted model, not a curated record.
AUGCCCACGAUCAACAUCAUUGACAUGGCCUCGCCCCCUGCCUCGCGCUCCAUCUCUCGUACCACCAACCUAGACGAUGAAAUGCCUAUUGAGAGUGGAGGCCACGCCAGCUGCAUCAACGGCGCUUACGCACUUUUACCCGACACUCUACACGACGAGCGGCCGGUUUUUCGACAUCUUGAUCCCAUUCCCGAUGGCUUUUCGGAGGAAUCUGGCAAGCACCUCUUUGUGGUCUAUCAUCGGGAUAAUGACGCAUGGGCCAUCUCCACCGAGCUGGGAAGUCUGGACGUGUUGGCCUAUGUCAUGAACGAUGUGUUGGACAGCACGGCACACAUAUUUGACAACGCCACGUGGUAUGUCAGCAACGGAGAAGGUUCCUACGAUGCUGAUCCAGAGGUACAAAUGUCUGGAGUCAUGGUCCCUCGACGCGAGCAUGAGCUGAUGCACGCCACGCAUGAUAUUGACCUGCCGCAGCAAGCGGCGGACGAAGUUGAAGAGGAUGAUGAAACUGAAAUUAGCGUAGAUCUUGAUCACGAGCAGCUUGAGACUUCACCAGGCGUUCGCGACAUCCCAAACCAACCCCGCGAGCCCAUGCAUCCACAAUCUCUCAAAGCAAGCACACUCCAUUCUCGCUCUCGUGCAUCGGCUUUAGACAACGACGGUAGCCUUACUCCCGAGUUCAGCGAGGAUGAGCUGCUGGAUAUUGCAGAAGAUGAUGCUGACGAGGACGACGGCCAAGAUGAUGGCGACGGGGAUGGUGCUGUUUUUGCCGAGGCACCACCCAAUGCACGUGGCCGACUCAAGCAAAACUCCACAUCCCUUCCCAUCCAACCAGCAUUGCAGCACUUGGCUGAAGAAACUUCCACCGAUCCGUAUCCGGAAUCCCCACAGCGGCGCAUGCCUGACAUCAGCACAGGCACGCGACGCGGGUUUGCGGGUCUCUUUCGGCGCGACCGCACAGCAAGCGCCAGAGAAAAAGUCGCCUCCAAUCGCUCCCGAUCAGCCUCAGUGCCGUCUCGACCGACGCGCUCGUAUUCCUCGAGCAGCACCAGUGCUGAUUCACGGCGUCGUCGUGGUUCCAUCUCGCACAUGGCCAAAAAGGUGCUUGGUAAACUCCCAGGCUCGCAGAGUGCUCGCCGUGUCUACCAAGAAACAAAGAGCAAAGUGCUACGCAUGUCGGGUCGCCUUUCGCCCGCCGAGGUCAUUAACAAGUGUCUGGCUCGGCUUGGCGCAAAUCCUUCAGCGGGUGAAGCUCAGUCACUCUUUGCUGACAUUCAGCGGGCACUCGGCCGAGGUCGCAAUCCACGCGAUGAGGUCCUUGUGUUGCGGCGUAACAUCCUUGACGCCUGGCGCGUAUCUCUCAAGCAGUUGACCAAUCCUGGCACCAGCGAUGCGACUCUACUCAUUCAAAUUCUCGACUUUUCUUUCAUUAAAUGCAGCAAUGUGAUUAGUGAAGAGUCGUUGCUUCUCUUCUGCGCCAAGGUUCUGGCCAUCAACUAUCUUGUGGUUCCCGGAUUGAGCGAAGUUAUUGUUCGAGCCGUCAGCCGCGCCACACCGAUCGCAGGCCGCCGUUCCUUCAAGAUCGGGCAAAGCGUGAACAAUCGAUGCAAAGAGCAGCAACGUAUGCUCUGCGCAGUGCUUCCGGCCGAGCAGCGCCUCAUCUUUUACAACAUUUUUCAGCUCAGUCGCAUGGACCUCGGCAAUGCCAACGAUCAGUGUCCGGCAACGAUUCCGCGGACAAAGUUUCAUCAUCAAUUUGCAAAGCUGUUCACGUCAGACGACUUUCUACAAACCCUAGAAGGCUUCCAAACAACAACGAGUCCCAAACUGCGGCAUCCCAACUUGUGGGACAAACAUGUCGCAGUGCCGGGUCGUUGGACCGCGCGCUUUGUGACGCGCACCGACGCAGGCUUUGGCUUCCUCUCCGUGUUCUUAGAAGUGCUUGUGCGCCGGGCUCGUUCGCUUUACACGUUUUCCUACUAUGCCACGAAGGCGGAUUCAUUGAUGGGCGUCAACAUGCAAACUACGUCAGCCGUGGCACUUAUGCCGGGCUUUGCCGAACUGGCAACAUGCUUUCUACGAUUGGCUCUCACCACCCAAUUGGCAGUCAAGAAGAGCUUUCCCAUCGGCCAUGGCCCGCCAAGCCUUAUCGUCAAUUGGACGGAGCGGACAGCGGCCGCAGCUCUCGCAUUAAGUAGCAGUGGCAUUUUCCUGAGCUGUUUGCUUGAAGAUUUGAUGCAACAAACGAGCUUGUUUCACGUGCCCGACGUCAUUUCUCUCUUUGAGUCGUAUGAAAAAGUUCACAACGCGCGCUUGCCAGCUGACUUUGACACUGAUCUUGCUGUGGACUUUGUCACGCGUUUGUUGGACUGUCCGCAUUAUGUGAUCACAAUGUUUACACUGCGGUGGCUGUACGAAAACCUUGAUUUUUUCUCCGACCAGCAGCGCACGGCCCUCACGGGCCUGCUGACGGAAGAUCGCAUGUUUUGGCGUCUUCUCGGCCAUUGGGAGUCCGGCGUUCGCCACUUGACAAUCACACUGCUGUGCUACCGCCUGUUUCGUUUGCGCCAUGUUCGAGUUAUUACCAGCGUGCUCAACGCGCUUGGCUGCCCGCCUUACUCGCGGACCACAAUCCAGACGGAUCAUCGCUCAAGCCCCUUUGCUCGACUCUACAUUGUGGCUUUGCUAGAGCAAACGCGCAACGUUGUUUCCGACGCCAGACGGUGGAUGCGGCAGCAAUAUGGCUCCAAUGAGGAUGCAGUCUCGUUCCCACCACUGGCGCUAUCAUUGCCGCCGAUGAAUAACAUGACAUCCAUGUAUGGGCCAAGCAAACAGUCGCGCAAGUAG